This is a messenger RNA of Camponotus floridanus (Florida carpenter ant), 3846 nucleotides long. RefSeq names its product RNA-binding protein 5. Gene Ontology annotation, molecular function: RNA binding. Bases 230 to 2980 code for a protein of 916 amino acids. The record is from RefSeq and is a predicted model, not a curated record. Gene Ontology annotation, biological process: mRNA splicing, via spliceosome. Lineage: Eukaryota; Metazoa; Arthropoda; Insecta; Hymenoptera; Formicidae. Gene Ontology annotation, cellular component: nucleus. The transcript is spliced from 8 exons.
CACGUAAUGAGUUUCGACUCGUUCUUCGUGGAAUCGCCAUAUUUUACGGAUCGAACGGGAAGCUUGACAACGCCAUUGUGUGGAUUGUGUUAUUUUUCGACGAUCGCGUCGAGUCUUUAGUAAAAUAGCGAGCGCCGAAUAUUGCGGCUUCAUUUGCUUUAUCGAGAGCCUGAUAUCGCGCUGAAACAACGAGUCACCGUGAAAGAAGUUGAAUAAAUGUGCAAACAUCAUGUAUAGCAAUAACAUUGAUCCUUGGGAACCUGGCUAUGGGCCAGAAAGAAGAAGUCACAAUUCUGAUUAUGAUUAUCGCAAUGAUUAUGGAAGCAAUAGAUCACCAGAAUAUUCGGAACAUCGAGAUGUUGAUCAUCGCGACAGGGAUCAUCGUAGUCCAGACUACAGGAAUCAUCGUGGAAGAGACAGGGAUCGCGAGAGGGACCGUUCAAGGGAUAGGAGAGAUCGUAGCAGAGAUGAGCGUGAUCGCAGCUAUAGGGAUCGCGAAGAUCGUUAUGGAAGGCAAAGAGACAGAGACUCUGUAGAACGGGACAGGGAUAGAGAUAGGGACAGAGACAGAGAUAGAGAUCGUUCUAGACGUGACAGAGAUCGGGAUAGAGAUAGAGAUCGUAGGGGAAAACGGGAAGAUCGGGAUCGUGAUCGCGACGACGAUCAUAGUCGGGAAAGUUUGGACUUUGAACACGACCAUGGUCGUGCCUAUAGCUCGUCCAUGGAAGGGAUCCACUACAAAUCACAAUCGCCCAACAACACCAUAAUGAUACGUGGGCUUGCUCAACAUAUUACUGAAAAUGACGUGCGGCAAGACAUCCUCAAUUGUGGCCUCAUGCCUAAGGACAUCAGGCUAAUCCGGAAAAAAGAUACAGGUGCUUCGCGAGGUUUUGCAUUCGUCGAGUUUAACGCGACUCAGGAGGCCGCACGGUGGAUGGAGAUGAAACAGGGAGUGCUGAUGCUGCAGGAUCAGUAUCGUGCAUUGAUGCAGUACAGUAUACCGAAAGAAUGUCAUGUGGAUAAACCGCCAGCCAAGAAUACGCAGGAUUGGCACUGUGUUAAGUGUGGAGCGCACAACUUUAAACGACGCGAGACCUGCUUCAAAUGUUCCGCUUCCCGAGCGGAGAGCGAGGAAGGCGGAGAAGGAAGCGACGAAAUCAGCCCACAUCCCACCAACACUGUACUUUUACGGGGAUUAGAUGUAUUAACGACCGAGGAUUCGGUCCUACAAGCGAUGAAGAAUCUGUCGUCGAUGCCGAUACGUAGCAUUCGCAUUGGUCGCGAUACUCUUACAAAUACAUCUCGAGGGGUAUGCUAUCUGGAGAUGGGCAACGUAGUGGAUGCGAUGUACCUGCAUACUGCACUCACGAAGCAAGGACUGGUAGUUGACGGCAGAAAGGUGGAGAUCACAUAUUGUAAGCUUCAUCAGAUCAGUAACGCGAACGCGUGGAAGUCGAACGAUGCCCAGCCGCAGAGAUACACUCUGGACGACGUCGCCCAAUUGGCCGAAUACAGUGCCAACUUAUAUGCCAAAACGCCUGCUCAAAAGGCCCAUUAUCUUCAGUAUUAUACGCAGUACUAUCAGAAUCAGAUAAUGCAGGGCUCGGCGAUCACAUUGCCAUCUCUGAAUCAGACAGAUCGAGUAAACGCGGCCGCGGCUGUGGCGCAAUCUGCUAUACAACAAUUGCAGGCAUCCAGGAAAUUAGGAAGCGAUGCUGACGAUGUAAAAGGACGACCAACUCCUACAGCACCGUCUAGUACAACGUUAGCGAGUGGAAGAGUUCCCGCACAUUCUAGCGAUGGAAAAGUAUACUCUGUACCAGACGUCAGCACUUAUCAUUACGACGAAUCAUCUGGCUACUAUUAUGAUCCUAGUACGGGAUUAUAUUACGAUCCGAAUUCGCAAUAUUAUUACAACAGUCAUACACAACAGUUUCUUUAUUGGGAUGCUGAGUCAUUCUCUUAUCAACCAGCCAAGACUACUGCGAGUACGACGCAGGGCGCUGCAAGUACAAUAACAGCGACGGCAAGUGGUACAGAUUCCGUGAGCACGAGCAAUCAGGCUACGACUUCGUCAGCCGCUAACAUAACUCAAGAGGCAGCGAAAGAAGAUGAAAAUAAAAAAAAAGACACCAAGCAAGACAAAGUAAAGGUAGCGAAAAAGAUAGCAAAAGACAUGGAACGGUGGGCUAAAACAUUGAACCAGAAAAAAGAAAAUGCGAAGAAUAAUUGGAACUCGGAAUUUGCCGGUGUGGACGGCAAUCAGGGUAUCGGUGGCAGCGGUGCGGCGGACGCGGGAUAUGCCAUUCUGGAAAAGAAAACUAUCGCAACUCCUUAUCACGAGGACGAGGAUCAGAGUGGUAAUGGAUUGGUAGCCGCUUAUGGUGGCGGUAGUGAUACAGAGGAAGAGAUAGAAGAUGUACAGCAGGAAGAGAAACAGCAUACUGAUUGGAGUAAACUGGCAUGUCUACUCUGCAAACGACAGUUCCCGAGUAAAGAGGCAUUACUCCGGCAUCAACAGCUAUCCGAUCUUCACAAGCAGAAUCUGGAAAAUUGGUACCAAGUACGUGGUCUAGAUCCUAACGAUCCGCAGCAAAGGAACAACAAAUACAGAGAUCGUGCUAAGGAAAGACGGGCCAAGUAUGGCGAACCUGAACCACCGCAACCUAAUAAGUUGAAAGAGAAAUACUUGAAAACUAGAGUGGAGGACAUGUCGGUGUCUUACGAAGAGCCUACGCGAGCCGGCAUCGGAUCAGACAACGUCGGCAAUAAAUUGCUCCAAAAAAUGGGCUGGAGUGAAGGAAUGGGCUUGGGAAAAUCUAAUCAAGGUAGAACGAGUAUUAUCGAAGCUGAAAGGCGUGUCCCUACGGCCGGAUUAGGAGCGAAGACUUCGUCGUAUAGCGCACUACCGGGCGAUACUUAUAAGGAUUGCGUUAAAAAAAUGAUGUACGCGCGAUAUCAAGAAUUGUCUGACACGUAAUAGGUAAAGUAUAGAUACACUAUAAUAGAUUUUAUAUAUAUAUAUAUAUAUAUAUAUAUAUAUAUAUAUAAAAUAUAUGAAUAUAUAAGUAUACUCGUACUCGAUUUUCCAUAGACACAUAAUUACACACAUUCGUAUUGUUAUCCGAAUACUGUAGUUACUUACCAUAACUGCACAGUGAUAGCCAAUUUUUGGAAACUGUGUGUAUACUCUAUGCAAUAUAUUAACAUAUUUCAUACAUCCUCGUAUGUAAUUCUGUUUUCAUAUGCUUCAAAAUAAUGGCAUAUUGUAUAAUUUUGCUUUCUUUUUUGUAAUAUAAAAAUAAUUGUAAUUUAAAAAUAUAAUGAUUGUCACACACAAGAUCCAUACGCAACAUACCACACAUGUAUACACAUAUGCCAUUUUCUACUUUUAUUUAUAUAACGACGGUGUCACACUUGCGAAGUAAUUCUCGUUUUAAUCCCCUUUUAAUUAUAUUCUUUUUGAUUCUUGUCAAGAGUUGUGAUUUUUUCUAUAGAACAAACUGAAUCAUUUUGUUGAAAAAUAGUUGAUUAUGAAUUGUAUCAUUGUUCAAUGCAAUAAUAUUCUUCGCCAAAAAUAAAAUAUGUACAGUCGAUUAUCAAUGUAAGUACAUUAGUAAAAGAAUCGAUGGCGAACGAAUUUGAUCAUGAAAAGUUCUCUUUAAAAUUGUAAGCAAUACAACAGAACAUCACAAGUUAAAUUUUGAAGCAUAAUAAAAUAUUCGUUGAUUUAAUAAAGGAGUUGUAUGAACAGCAUCUUUACUAUGAAUAUUGUCACAUUGUGAGAAAUGCUCGUUCUUUUUAAUAUGUUUAGGAAGCGAAAAAAUACACGACCUAUUCCUCUUA